This is a messenger RNA of Linum trigynum, 1851 nucleotides long. NCBI's taxonomy places the organism in Eukaryota, Viridiplantae, Streptophyta, Magnoliopsida, Malpighiales, Linaceae. The record is from the annotation of a GenBank genome assembly.
AUGUUUCAGGGUUCGGGUCUGAAAGGAAUGAUAUUGCCAGUUAUCUUACUGUUUCUUGCAACUCUGCAAGAAGCAAGUUCCCAUGGAGAUAAUCCCUUGGCGGGGAUUGCUAUCCACGAGGCAAGAUUUGCUCUUGAAGAGUCCGCUUUUAUCAAAGCCUCUCCUGGUGUUCUUGGAGCUCAGGGGGGAAAUCCAGAGUGGGUGACGUUGAGUUUCACUUCAGCAAACCCAUCAAACGAUGAUUGGAUUGGAGUCUUCUCUCCUGCUAAUUUUAGUGCUGCCAUUUGUGAUUCUGAAGGCUCGAUGGCUGGUGCUCCAUUUUUGUGCACUGCGCCAAUCAAGUUUCAGUAUGCAAACUACAGCAGUCCGAGAUAUAAAGACACCGGGAAAGGUUCACUGAGGCUUCUAUUGAUUAACCAAAGAUCAGACUUUUCAUUUGCACUCUUUUCUGGAGGAUUAUCUAAGCCUAAGCUGGUGGCCGUGUCAAACAAAGUUACUUUUGCAAAUCCAAAUGCACCACUUUACCCACGCUUAGCUCAAGGAAAGACAUGGAAUGAAAUGACUGUGACUUGGACAAGUGGUUAUGGCAUAAGCUCUGCUGAACCUUUUAUUGAAUGGGGUCAAAAAGGAGAUGUUCGUGUUCGGUCUCCAGCUGGCACUCUGACUAUUGAUCGUAGCAGUAUGUGCGGUCCCCCGGCAAGAACUGUAGGGUGGCGUGAUCCUGGAUUCAUUCAUACCAGUUUUCUGAAGGAGCUAUGGCCCAACACCGUGUAUACAUAUAAGCUUGGGCAUAAGUUGUUCAAUGGAACCUACAUUUGGAGUCCAGAAUAUCAAUUUAAAGCAUCUCCAUACCCAGGCCAAGAUUCAGUACAGCGAGUCGUCAUUUUUGGUGACAUGGGAAAGGAUGAGCCAGAUGGAUCUAAUGUAUAUAACAAUUACCAGCACGGUGCUCUGAACACGACUAAGCAGCUUAUUGAUGACCUAAAGAAUAUCGAUAUCGUCUUUCAUAUUGGAGAUAUUGUGUAUGCAAAUGGGUAUAUUUCACAGUGGGACCAAUUCACUGCACAGGUUGCGCCAAUUACAUCAAAAGUUCCUUAUAUGGUCGCAAGUGGUAACCAUGAACGAGACUGGCCGGGAUCAGGAUCCUUCUAUGGGACUAAAGAUUCUGGAGGAGAAUGUGGUGUGAUGGCCGAGACAAUGUUCUAUGUUCCAGCUGAGAAUAGAGCUAAGUUCUGGUAUUCGACGGACUAUGGAAUGUUCCGCUUCUGUGUGGCCGACACAGAGCAUGAUUGGAGGGAAGGGACAGAGCAGUAUGAGUUCAUCGAACGCUGUUUUGCUUCUGCUGAUAGACGAAAGCAGCCAUGGCUAAUCUUCAUAGCACAUCGUGUCCUAGGCUACUCAUCUGCAUCCUGGUACGGUGCCCAAGGAUCGUUUGAGGAACCCAUGGGAAGGGAGAGUCUUCAGAAGCUAUGGCAGAAGUACAAGGUCGAUAUAGCUUUCUAUGGCCACGUGCACAAUUACGAGAGGACCUGUCCCAUUUACCAGAACAUCUGCCUGGACAAAGAGAAGCACAACUACAAGGGCCCCUUCAAUGGGACAAUACAUGUAGUGGCUGGAGGAGGAGGAUCAGGGCUGGCAGAUUUCACCCCUCUCAACACCACCUGGAGUUUGUUCAAAGACCAUGAUUACGGGUUUACGAAGCUGACAGCUUUCGACCACUCGAACCUGUUGUUCGAGUAUAAGAAGAGCAGCGAUGGGAAGGUCUAUGAUUCAUUCACAAUCAACAGGGAUUACAGAGACAUCUUGGCUUGCAGUGUGGAUAAUUGUUCCCCGACAACCUUAGCAUCUUAG